Molecule: messenger RNA, 2329 nt
Organism: Lotus japonicus
Lineage: Eukaryota; Viridiplantae; Streptophyta; Magnoliopsida; Fabales; Fabaceae
Product: pentatricopeptide repeat-containing protein At2g41080
Exons: 1
Coding region: 137-2137 (666 amino acids)
Biological process (GO): RNA modification
Molecular function (GO): zinc ion binding; RNA binding; protein binding
Source: RefSeq, a predicted model, not a curated record
UUCACUCAGACAGCAAAAUGAGUGAUGUCAUUUUUCGUGAGAGGGACUAAAAUUAAACUCCCUUACAACUAUUUUUCUUAAAACAUCACUUUAAACAUCCAAUUGCACUGAGUGGUGACUUGUUCAUGUUUCAUGCAUGGGCAGGUUUGAUCUUCCUCGUACCACCUUCUCUAGUGUUUCUCUGCCUUCCAUUUUUCAAAACUCACUACCUCGUUUCUCCACGAUUUCCAAUGCCAAAGAACAAUUUAACACCCUGUGUUCCAAAGGGCACAUAAAAGAAGCGUUUGAUUGCUUUGCAUCUGAGAUAUGGGCAGAACCUAGUUUGUUCUCAAAUCUCCUCCAAGCAUGCAUUCCCACAAAGUCUGUUUCUCUGGCAAAACAGCUUCAUUCUUUGAUAUUAACUUCUGGGUGUUUCAAAGACAAGUUCAUCUCCAAUCAUCUCCUCAACCUCUACUCAAAACUUGGGGAAAUCCAACAUGCAGUGACACUGUUCGAUCGAAUGCCGAGGAGGAACUUCAUGUCAUGCAACAUCAUGAUCAAGGCAUAUCUUGAAAUGGGCAACCUUGAGAGUGCCAAGAAACUGUUUGACGAAAUGCCUGACAGGAAUGUUGCUACGUGGAAUGCGAUGGUCACGGGGUUGAUCAAGUUUGAAAUGAAUGAAGAGUCUGUGUUAUUAUUUUCGAGGAUGAAUGAGUUGGGUUUCAUGCCGGAUGAGUACUCGUUGGGUAGUGUGCUCAGGGGUUGUGCACAUUUGAGAGCUUUAAUAGCAGGGGAACAAGUUCAUGCAUAUGUUAUUAAAUGUGGUUUUGAGCUUAAUAUGGUUGUCGGGUGUUCUUUAGCUCAUAUGUAUAUGAAAGCUGGUAGCUUGCGUGAUGGGGAGAGAAUUAUCAAAUGGAUGCCGAGCUGUAAUUUGGUUGCUUGGAAUACACUUAUGGCCGGAAAAGCUCAAAAUGGGUACUCUGAAGGAGUUAUGGAUCAAUACUACAUGAUGAGAAUGGCUGGUUUUAGACCAGAUAGGAUUACUUUCGUGAGUGUGAUUAGUUCAUGUUCGGAGUUAGCCAUCCUCGGUCAAGGGAAGCAGAUUCACGCUGAAGCAAUUAAAGCAGGAGCAUGUUCUAUAGUUUCUGUAGUUAGUUCAUUGGUUAGUAUGUACUCUAGGUGUGGAUGUUUGCAAGAUUCCAUCAAAGCUUUUAUGGAAUGCGAAGAGCGAGAUGUUGUAUUAUGGAGCUCAAUGAUCGCUGCAUAUGGAUUUCACGGUCAAGGAGAUCAAGCUAUCAAGCUUUUCCAUGAGAUGGAACGGGAAAGCUUGCCGGGAAAUGAAGUUACAUUCUUGAGCUUGCUAUAUGCUUGUAGCCAUUCUGGACUAAAGGAGAAAGGGCUUGAUUUCUUUGACAUGAUGGUAGAAAAGUAUGGACUUAAGGCUAGACUAGAACAUUAUACUUGUGUAGUUGACUUAUUAGGCAGAUCUGGUUGUUUGGAAGAGGCAGAGGCAAUGAUACGAUCCAUGCCGGUAAGAGCGGAUGCAAUAAUAUGGAAAACAUUAUUAUCUGCAUGUAAAAUCCACAAGAAUGCAGAAAUGGCAAGAAGGGUUGCUGAGGAAGUUCUUAGGAUCGAUCCUCAAGACUCAGCUUCGUAUGUUCUGCUUGCCAGUGUUCACGCAUCAGCUAAGAGGUGGCAGAAUGUUUCUGAGGUGAGGAGAGCCAUGAAAGAAAGGAUGGUGAAGAAAGAACCAGGCAUAAGCUGGGUAGAAGUGAAGAAUCAGGUUCAUCAGUUCCGUAUGGGCGAUGAAUGCCACCCGAAGUAUGCGGAGAUUAAUCUGUAUUUGGAAGAAUUAACUUCAGAAAUGAAGAUGAGGGGAUAUGUACCUGAUACUAGUUCUGUUUUGCAUGACAUGGACAAUGAGGAAAAAGAAUACAACUUGACACACCACAGUGAGAAAUUAGCAAUUGCUUUUGCUUUAAUGAGCACACCAGAGGGAGUGCCAAUAAGGGUGAUGAAAAAUUUGAGGGUUUGUGGUGACUGUCAUGUUGCCAUCAAGUACAUAUCAGAGAUAAAAAAAUCAGAAAUUAUUGUAAGAGACUCGAGCAGGUUUCACCAUUUUAAAAACGGUGCAUGUUCUUGUGGAGAUUAUUGGUAGUAGUUAUUCUUUGAUCUCCAUUUUUUAUGUUGUUCAUGAUCUUGCAAACAAUGCAAAGCUUACAGGUAAGAGGGACUAGAUUAGUUACUCUUCUCAUUAACCACCACAACCUUUCUUCAAUAGUAGAUAAGGUUAUAUCAUGUCAUAAUUAUUAAUUUCCAAAUUCAUAAGUGAGACUAAUUAAAAAUGGAA